AUGUCUCAGUCGGAGGUCAACGGGGUGUCCGUCCGAGGGAAGGUGCUCACUUUGGACACCAUGAACCCCAACGUAAAGCGGGUGGAAUACGCGGUUCGGGGGGCUAUCGUGCAACGGGCGGUGAAGCUCGAGAAGGAGCUCAAAGAGGGUGCCAAAAAACCUUUCACCGAAGUGAUCAAGGCCAAUAUAGGUGACGCGCAUGCCAUGGGCCAGAAGCCGAUUACGUUUCUCAGACAGGUUCUGGCUUUGUGUGCUUAUCCUGAACUCCUAAAGGACCCCACAUUUCCCGAGGACGCCAAGCAACGAGCACAGCGGAUUCUCCAAGGCUGCGGAGGCCACAGUAUAGGUGCCUACAGCGCUAGCCAGGGCAUUGAGUGUAUCCGUCAGGAUGUGGCGCGCUACAUCGAGAAGAGAGAUGGCGGGAUCCCGUCCAAUCCGGACAACAUCUUCCUGUCUACUGGGGCCAGCGAUGCCAUCGUGACCAUGCUUAAAUUGAUGGUAAGCGGCGAGGGUCGUACCCGCACGGGAGUGAUGAUCUCCAUCCCCCAGUAUCCUCUGUACUCGGCCGCCAUCGCCGAUCUGGGCGCCGUGCAGGUGAGUUACUACCUGGAUGAGGACAAGUGUUGGAGCCUGGAUGUCGCCGAGCUGCGCAGAUCACUCCGCGCGGCGAGGGAGCACUGCGAUCCCCGUGUGCUCUGCAUCAUCAACCCUGGAAAUCCCACAGGUCAAGUCCAGAGCAGGCAGUGCAUCGAAGAUGUGAUCCGCUUUGCAAAAGAGGAGCGUCUCUUCCUGAUGGCCGAUGAAGUCUACCAAGACAACGUGUACGCAAAAGGUUGCCAGUUUCACUCGUUUAAAAAAGUGCUGUUUGAAAUGGGACCGGAAUACUCAAGUACAGUAGAGUUGGCCUCAUUCCACUCUACCUCCAAAUGCUACAUGGGAGAGUGUGGAUUCCGUGGAGGAUAUAUGGAGGUCAUUAACAUGGACCCAGCGGUGAAAGUCCAACUUCUCAAGCUGGUUUCAGUGCGCUUAUGUCCCCCGGUCCCCGGGCAGGCUCUCCUCGACUUGGUGGUGAAUCCCCCUCAGCCUGAUGAGCCGUCCUACACAACGUUUAUGAAGGAGCGGACGGCAGUGUUGGACGCCUUGGCGGAGAAGGCCAGGCUGACCGAACAGAUGUUCAACACGGUACCCGGCAUCACGUGCAACCCCGUGCAGGGCGCCAUGUACACGUUCCCUCGAAUCGCUCUACCUCAGAAGGCCAUCGAGCAGGCUAAGGAGGCAGGCUUAGUCCCUGACAUGUAUUAUUGUAUGAGGCUGCUGGAAGAAGAGGGCAUCUGCCUCGUGCCAGGCAGCGGCUUCGGGCAGAGGGAAGGAACUUUCCAUUUCAGGAUGACCAUCUUACCACCGACUGACAAGUUGAAGAUUGUGCUGCAAAAGAUCAGCGCCUUUCAUCAGCGCUUCAUUAAAGAGUUUUCUUAA
Nerophis lumbriciformis (worm pipefish) is the source of this 1476-nucleotide messenger RNA. The record is from RefSeq and is a predicted model, not a curated record. NCBI's taxonomy places the organism in Eukaryota, Metazoa, Chordata, Actinopteri, Syngnathiformes, Syngnathidae.